CUGCUACUCCCGGAGCUGGGGCCGCCGCUCAGGGGCGCUCGGGCCGGGGGCGCCGCUCUGGGCGAGCCGGCCGCGCUGCCCGGCUGGUCCACCGCGCCCGCGCCCGGGAUGCCGUUCUACAGGCGCACAGUAGUGCCCCAGCGCCUGUGCCCACGCAACCCGCCGCAGCCGCUGACCGAGCUCCGCGACGUGAGCCACCUGGCCGCGCUCAGCCUGCUCCGGCAGCUCGCCGACCUCUGUGGCCACUCGCUGGCUCUGCUCGAGGACCUCGAGGGGCACCUGCUGGCCCUGGGGCGCCGCACCGACAGCCUGUUCCGGCGCACCGUGCGCCUCCGCCGCCGCCUUCCCUGCCGCCUGCUCGGCCUGGAGGACGACGAGGAAGAGCUAGGUGCCUCCCAUUGGUCAAACCUAACCCAAAGCCAGAGGACAAGGGAACCUGUUGAUGCAGUCCAUACAGGGCAGCAGUUUGAUAAACAUGCAAGUUUGCGACACUCGUUGUUUAACACAGAGACAGCCGUGAACCCCAAGUCCACCCUGAGGCGGAGGCGGACCAUUAUUGGAUUCUCUAACUUUUCCCAGCGAGACCCAGGUCACAGCAACAGCCCAGCAGGCAGUGUGGCCCACUCUACCACCUCAGACAUCAGGCCCAGUCAUUCAGCUCCAGAAGGUGUUCAUGGAAGAGUUGCAGUUGGUCAGGAAGCUCAGUUCUCAAAUCUCACCUCGCCAGUACUGAGAAAUCCUUCUAGCGACCCAGAAGAACUUCUCCAGGCACGUGGUGGCACAAACCCUCCUGGCAUGGAGAGCAUGGGAAUGGUGUACAGCGUCCCCAGUUCUUGCAAUGGACCAACAGAAUCCACAUUCUCCACUUCCUGGAAGGGAGAUGCUUUUACCUACAUGACUCCAAGUGCCACUAGUCAGAGCAAUCAAGUCAAUGAAAAUGGAAAAAAUCCUUCCUCUGGGAAUUCUUGGGUCUCUAUGCACACACUGCCACCUCUGGUUCCUAAGGAGGCUGCUACCCUCUUUGUUACUCGUGAUAACCCAGCAGGAUGCAGUGGGUCAGCUGGCUACUCUGAGCACCCUACUCAACGAAGGCAAGUGUUGGAACGACCCUCCAAGAUUGGCCUUCUGACUGGUGGUACCUCGAGGCUGGAGACAGGCCCAGGUGGGGCCAGCAGGUUCCGGGAGCGGUCACUGUCUGUGCCCACAGACUCAGGCACCACAGAUGUGGACUAUGACGAGGAACAGAAGGCCAGUGAAGCCUGUGCACUGCCUUAUGCCAGUACAAGCUCUGAGGGCAGUAACAGUGCUGACAACAUUGCCUCCCUUAGUGCCCAACAGGAGGCCCAGCAUAGAAGGCAGAGGUCCAAGAGUAUCUCACUCAAGAAGGCCAAAAAGAAGCCUUCCCCACCAACACGUAGUGUCUCGCUGGUCAAAGAUGAGCCAGUCCUCUUGCCAGAAUGUGGAUCAGCACUACCCAAGGACCAGAGGCCCAGAAGCCUUUGCCUCUCCUUGGAACGCCAAGGACAUCACUCAUCCCACCUGGAUGCUCAGGGUCAUCCAGCUGUGCCAACCUUCAAAGAUCCAGAAGGUACACAAUUCUCCCACCACUGGUAUCUUACUGACUGGAAGUCCGGUGACACCUACCAAUCUUUGUCCAGCUCCAGCACUGCCACUGGCACCACAGUCAUUGAGUGCACCCAAGUUCAGGGCAGCUCAGAGUCUCUUGCCUCCCCUUCCACCUCCAGAGCCACUACGCCUUCUCAACUCUCCAUCGAGGUGGAGGCCAGGGAAGUAUCUUCCCCAGGAAGGCCCACUGGGCUGAUGUCACCCUCCAGUGGAUACUCCAGCCAAUCAGAGACACCAACACCCACUGUCUCCAUGUCCUUGACCCUGGGCCACUUGCCCCCUUCAAGCGGCAGUGUCCGAGUGCGUCCAGUGGUACCUGAGAGGAAGUCAUCGCUACCCCCGACAUCGCCAAUGGAGAAAAUUUCCAAGUCACGGCUAUCAUUUGACCUACCAUUGACUUCUUCAACCAACCUCGAUCUGUCUGGGAUGAGUAUCUCCAUCCGAAACAAAACCAAGGUGAGCCGGCAUCACUCAGACACAAAUUUUGGGGCCAAGCUGGUCCAGAAAACUAGCCCCAACCAGCCAAUCAUGCCCAUGGUUACUCAGUCUGACCUACGUUCUGUUCGCCUGAGGUCAGUCAGCAAAUCUGAGCCAGAAGAUGACAUCGAGAGCCCUGACUAUGCUGAGGAAUCAGGAGCAGAAGUCUUCACCUUGCCAGAAAGAAAGAUGAAACCUCCCAUAGCUGAGAAGCCCCCACUGGCUCGAAGGCCUCCAAGCUUGGUCCACAAGCCACCAUCUGUCCCUGAGGAGUACUCACUAACUUCGCCUGCCUUGGCUAUGACCCCCAAGAGCUCAGUUCAACACAUGAGGCCACUCCCUCAAGACAUCUACACAGUGGUGCGGAAACCAAAGUCCUCCAGCUUCCCUGAGGGCAGAAGCCCAGGGGAGUCCACAGCACCCUCAUCUCUUGUUUUCACACCUUUUGCCAGUUCCUCUGGUGCUUUCUUCUCAGGAACACAGCAGUCUCCCCAGGGAAGUAUGGAGGAUGAGGGCCCCAAGGUGAGAGCCCUGCCUGAAAGAAUUAGCCUCCAGAGCCAGGAAGAAGCUGAGAAAAAGAAAGGCAAGAUUCCACCUCCUGUACCAAAAAAGCCCAGCGUGCUGUACCUGCCUCUCACCUCCCCCACAGCUCAAAUGGAGGCCUAUGUGGGCGAACCAAGACUGCCUCUCAGCCCCAUCAUCACCCUGGAAGAAGAUGCCAAGUGUCCCCCCACUGGAGACCAUUUGCAAUCACCUAAUACAAGGCCAACUUCAACGCCACAGGCUGACGGUGAAAGGGAGGCAAGCCCUCUGGGAAGUUCUAUGGAACCAAACACUGAAGAAAAAAGCGUAAUCAGUGAUAAAACAGCCGAAUGGAUUGCGGAAGAUGAUGAUGACGUGUUUGUGGCCUCACGCACAACUGAAGAUUUAUUUACUGUGAUACACAGGUCCAAAAGAAAGCUGCUUGGCUGGAAGGAGCCUGGUGAGGCCUUUGCUGGCGGCAGUAGACUGAGCUCCCACUCACCAAUAAGGAACACAGCUGAUUCUCCAAUUAGUGAGUCAGCUGCCUCUGCAGGGUCAAGUGGCGGUGCCAACCUAGAUGCUGGCAGAAACGAUGAUUUCAAGGCCUUGCUACAGAAGAAGGGAAGCAAGGCAACUCCAAGGUCCCGCCCCUCAGCAGCCGAACUGCUGAAGACCACUAACCCGCUGGCUCGGAGAAUUAUCGCACAAUUUUCAAAAGACUAUGAAACCACCGAUAACCCACGUACCUAAGCCAUGGUUCAGCAAGCAGGGUUUAGUUACUAAACUUGAGUAGAGAAGAGGGAAGAGAAAGAGUUUUAAAAAGGAACCAUGGAAAUAACAAAAGAGCCUACAUUUCUUUUACAUUAACUCACACUCUGGACAGCAGGAGAGAGGCCACUUUUAUCUAGAACUGAAAUCAUCAGGCACUUAAUCAUCUUCAGACAUUUUGCAUUUUCAUACUUACAAUCUUGCCAUUACUGACUACCGAUUUUCUCCUUGUUUUCCCCCAGUGGUGAGCACUAAGAGGAAAUUCUCAGAUGCAAGGGCACAUGUGCCGUCUUUUCAGUCAAUGACCAGGCUGCUCCAUCCCUGGCUCCUGUCACCAAGGGGUGCAGGGUGAGAGCAGAUUGGGGGCUGCCAAACCUGGGGGGGCAUAGGGUGCCAGUGCUGAGCAUUCACUUUCCUGGUAAGGCCUUGAUGGCCCUGCAUGGAGAAACAGAAAGACUGAUGCGUCUUCAACCCUGGUUUAACUCUCCCCAAAGGGAGGUUUGCAGGUGUGCACUUAUUUCGGCAUGGGGUUGAUUGAAUGGCUUUUGUCAUGCAAAAUAUGAAUGUGUCUCUGUCCUGAACGUCAUGCCUUUUUCAGUUUGAUUGUCUACACGGAGAUCAGGGUGAUGAGUUUCAAUAAACAUAUAGACCCUUCCCCCGACCACCCCUUAGCUAGAAAAGGUCAGGACUGGGUUGCUUUGGGUGAACCAAGCUCAGCCAACAAAUGAGGCAGCCAUUCGUUCACUCAGAUCUAGCCAAGGUAACUCGGCAUGUUGUCUGUCAACAAUGAUAGCUAGGAUCUGUACCCAGCUCAUGCUGCAUUCUAAGAACUCUCGUUUCAUUUGCAUAUAACAUUCAUUACAGGAAGUAAUUAGCUGAAGAACAGCAUCAUCAGAGGCUCAAGGAGGAGAAAGGAAGUGUAACUUGCCUACCACCAUUUAGUUCAGAUUGUGGUCUGUGGUUGGUUUUGUUUUGUUUAAAGGAAAUCUUACUCUGUUCCAAAAUCGAGAACAUAUAGACUAAAAGAAUAUGUCCAAAAUCUAAAAGGCAGCCUUGCAAGAUGCUAUGGCUCAUAACACAAAAAAAGGGCUACAUUUUGCCAUUUAAGUUCUGUUUGACCAACUUUCACUUAACCAUGCUCGGGGAGAGUGUAAGAACUGGGGUAAAUGGGUUUCUGACAGACCCCAGAACAGUCAUGGCGAUCCCCCAGAAAGCUUAUAGGCACUAACUAUUCUUGUCAGUUCAAUUUUCUAAGCAGAGCAAGAGCAGUGAUUUAUUUGAUUUUCAUAUAUCUGGUUUCUGGGAGGUUGGGCGAAAGAACAGACAAAGCAUUGAACAAAGAAAACUGGCUGACCAAGAAUGGAGGGUUAAUUGCCCACCAUUCCCAAGAGGGAAAAAGAAAAGUCAAAUGAAAUUGUAGCCUGUUCACAAAAAGCGCUCCCUGACCCCUUCCUCCUUCACCACCCCCCCCCCCCAACAGAUUCAUUGGUCAGCCUCUUGGAGGAUGCAGAAACUGCCCCAGAGACAAGCAGAUCUUGAUUUUCAUAGGUCACCUUGCUCACCAAUGAGAAGCAAGCUCUUAGCUCAAUGGCCCACACUCCAGUGGACAGAGCUGCUGAAAAACCACACUGAGUUCUGAGGAGAUUUGGGCCUCUCACAUAGAAGCCCUAGGCCUCGGUCCUUGGUCGGUACAGUUCUGAACUCUAGACUUCGGAGUACAGGCCAGGCCCACCCAUCAGCACUUGCAAUCAGCACUUCCCCCUGAUUUAGGCAGAAGCCACUUAAAAUAAGAAACAGUUAGCAAAAGUCCAGUUGCUUUCGAAAGCAUUCAAACUAUUUGGUUUGAAGGUCCUGACCAAAUUUCAGGGAUUUUGCCUGAAAUACAAGAGAUUCAUUCCUGGCCUUAAUUUAUAUAUGAAUGCCACACUUGUCUGCCCCAGACUCAGAAUUCCAAAAGAUGGAAAGAUUUUCCUCUGUAGGGAAAUGAAGGAGUGUUUGUGCUUUUGCCUAACAAAAGUGAAAAGAUGCCAGGGCCUUCUCCUUGGGAACCAUUAUGAAUAGCUGAACUCUAAAGCCGAGUAUGAGACUCACAUAGUAUAGGACUUGUUACUUCUGCUGAUUUUUAUGGAAGCUUCUUGUUGUCACUUCUAGGGGGUUUACCUCUCCCCUCACCUUGAUACGUCUGGUGGUUUUCCCAAAAGAAUCUAAAGCUGAAUGCCCAGGCAGCUUUACAUUUUUCAAUUACCUUGAGUCUUGCUGUCCUCUACAAUACUCAGUAUGUCUGGAAUUUUUAAUACAUCUUCUACAUCAUCACUGUGGCCCUCAAAUGCCCAGUAGUGUUCCCAUUAGAGGAUUUGGGGCAGAGAUUGUAUCAUCAGAGGUAACAUUCGGGACUGGAAAUAUUCAUUAAAUAUUUUGCAACAGGUAGACCUAGUCCCAAACAAUCACCCCCACUCUAGAAUUUCUACCAAUCAUUGAUGAACAUAACUCCGAACAUCUUUCCUACUCCUAACACUCAACCUCUCUCCUCCCCUUGAUUAUCAUAACACCAACUCUCUCUCCCACUCAGGCACAUACCACAGUGUUUGCUGCCUUCUGCACCUACCUGCCGAGACUGGAGAAGAAGGCUGAAAGCCCCUCCAGGAAGGCUUUCCGAGAACAUACCGCUGUCACUAUUACUAGCGCCAAUAAGAAUGAUAACAACUUUUGAAGGUGGAAUACAGAAGGGGUUCAAGUGAAAUGAAGUUGUCUCUGGGAGGUCAGCUUCCAAUUCCAGUUGUUUCUACCCCUUUAUAGCUUCUGAUUCCGACCAAUAGCAGCAGGUGGCUCUGCUAGACUGACUUCUGUCUAGUCAGGAGUAGAGGGAGUCCUCCCCAGGAGAGGAGGUUAAUUGGUAGCUGAGUGUUUUGCACUUGGUGGGUGUUCGUUAUGUAUUUGUGGACCAAAUGUUGAAGGCAGAGAGCAAGUCAUUCCCAGUACAACAGGAAGCUUCACUGGUGGCUCCGCUCCUUUGCCUGCCUCGGUCUGUCGCCUGGGUCUGCCACAUGGCCCCAGCUUGUCCUUCAGCCCCAACUUCUGUGAACUGCGUCCCUAGCCGACAGCUCACCCUUUAAGGAGGCAAGACCACAAGCAGCAAAAUAGUUCAUGUUAGCUUAAUGACCACAAAUCAACCAGUUGAUCUGCAGACAUUCGACCUUGAAUGUGCAAAGACAGAGGAGAUCUACAAGGCUCUUGCAAGAAGCAUUUCGCCGGACAUCCAUUGUAACUAGACAACACGGAUCAGAUUGCGAUCCCCCUGAACCUAUCAGUCUGAGCAGAUCUGUCCAUGCACCUGCCCUCUUCUUCAUAAACGAACUAUUCCCUAAAAAGACGCGUUCACGGUCAGUGCUCCAUUCCUCACCAGUGCAGCCUUCCAUUACCACCAAGUCUGUAACAUAAUGGUGAGCAUUCACUUUAAUAUGAUUUGCCAGGGCCAGGGCUAGAGUGAGGUGAGUGAGGCGCCUGGGGCGCAAAAUUUAAGGAGGCACCCACUCUCAGGGCCGUGCAAGUGCCUUACCCUUGUCCCGGCCGUGCCAUCUGCACUCUAUAAAGCAGUAUCAGUUUAUCUUCUUCCUGUGAACAAGUACAGUUCUUCUGAUUUAGGGGGGUAACUCUCCCUAUCUGUUGUUGCACCAAAUGUCUUGUUGCCAUCUAUUUUUCCAUUGCUUUAAACCUUUGUAUGCCUACACAUCAAAGAGUCUUCAAUAUCAUCAGAAAACAUCGUUGCUUUUUAAGUAACCUGCUCCAAGUGGCGAGUUAGCACCUGUUUCAGUAGGGAUGCUGACAGGGAGAGCCCUUCAGUGAAAUGGUGACUGAGUUGGAGGUGUGUCAUUGGGAUCCUCGGUCUCCUCUUUCUGCUCCAUUCUCCCCAGACUUUGCUUUCCCGCACCAACUCUCCUGAGUGCCUCCUAGUUUGUUCUCCUCCUCGCUAAGAAAAGCAUGCUCUCAGGAAAGGGAUCAGUUCCUUUACUUUGAGAUUAUAAGGCUGAAUGCUACCUCUUUUGAGGGUUGCUUGCAUUUUAACAGGGGAAAAGCCUUAAGCCAAAGGAAUGAAGUUCUACUUAUAGACUUUUAGGCAUCAAUUAGUUGCAGAAGUGUCUUUUUCACCAUGGAAAGGCCAAAUUCCCUGACAGCUAACUCCAGAAUAUAGAAAAUACCUUAAUCUUCCGGAAUUAUUUUAGUAAACUGCUGACGGUCGAUUAAAUUGUCCUGAUACCCAGUGUUGUUCUAUGUGGUUGCUACCAAGGGACGCUCAGAAAUGGCUACUAAAAGCCACUGAGAAGGCCUAGAUAAUUCAUAUUGUACAUUAACAUUUUUACACAAAUGGAAUGAAUACUACUUAUCAUUUGAGUAAAAGAACACAAGGAUUUAAAGAGUUUGUGAAAAUGUGUCCUGUUUGUGAAAGGUGAAGCUGUCCAGUGUCUGAUUGAUGUCAGUCCAGUACCGGUGGUGAUUAUUAAACUUAUUGGAGGUACAACUUUAUUGAACACAAGACUCUGCUUCCCCCUACACACGUCUAGGUUUUGUGCUGUCACUUCAGCUUGGUGUGAGAUGAGACCAGAUCUAUGCCAGAGCAGCCAGUCCCUCCGAGGCCUUUGCGUGUAUGUCAGCUGUAAGUGACUGAGAUGUUACAGAUUUAAAGGGACAAGAGAGUGGGAAAGAGGUACAAAGAACUGCCUUUGUCAGAGAGCAGCGAUGAUUAUGAUUUAAACAAUGACAUGAAAUAAACAAAGUUUUAGAAUAUGCUGAAACAGAUUUAUAGAGAAAUACAGUAGUAAAUGGUUAUACACAUUUGAGGCUCUUUUAAUAAAUUUAGCAAAAAGAAACUUGCAUAAGUAAUGGGUUCUGUGAAAUAGAUAUAUACUGUUAGUCAGUAAGGCCCCAAAUCUAGGCCAGUGGUCCUCAAAGUGUAGUCCCAUGACCAGCAGCAGCAGCAUCCCUGGAAUGUGUGUGUGUGUGUGUGUGUGUGUGUGUGUGUGUGUGUGUGUUCCAGUUCCUUCUCCAAGCCCCUGAGUCACUACAGCCACAACUCUCCAAAUGAUUCCAACCUUUCCCAUCAUUUCUGCUGUCAUCACAGUGAUCCGUCUCUGGCCAAGUGAUGUAUAUCGACAUGUUGGUUAAGUAUAUGUUUGCUGUUAAGAAAUUAUCAGAUUGAAUCAACUACUUGUUCAACCUGCAGAACCUUUGCUUUGACUUAGCCAGCACGUCUGGCCUGUUUUUGGUUUAAAAUUUUUUUUAAUUCACAAAUAGGAAAAAUGAAAAGGUGUUAGUUUGUUUGGUUUUGCCAACCCUUAACUACCUGUCUUCAUCAAGGUAGCUGUUCUCUAGCAGGGCUCUGGCAGAAGUAUGUUUGAUUUUAAGAUUUUGCCUAAAUAGUGAAAUUUGAUCUCAACAGAUCCACAAACAAAAUCUGAACUGGAACAACCAGUUAAUGACUCUUAGCCUCUCUUUAAUGCCAAGCUUUAUAGAAAUUUAUUCCCUACAUGGUGUUGAGCUUUUUUUAAUGUCCAAUUUUAUAAAGUGUUAUGCAUGCAAAUGCAGCAUCGUGCUCAUUGUACAAUUCACCCCAAACUCAUUUCCUUCUCCAUAUGUAUGAUGGUGAAGAAAUAUCAAUAUGUAUGUUCUUACCUCUCCUGAUCAAUUGUAAAUUACAAAUCUUUUCAUUAAUUUUUAAAUGAGAUAUAUUUACUCUGGCUAGUAGUUAAAAUUUUAUUCUUUUUAUUAUAUUUCAUUGCUACUCUUUUCUACUGACUCCAAAGCUUACUUUGGGGAAUAUUUCUUAUUUCUAGAUUGUUGUAUUUAUCUUAUUUCUAUAUUUAUCUGUAGUCAUGGAAUGUUAGAGCUGAAAGGGACCAAUCUCUUUACAGAUGAGGAAACUGAGGCCCAGAAAGGUCACAUAACUUACACAAGGUCACACAGUGUCAAAGCCGAGCCUCAGGCCCAGGUCUCGUCUCUGGGCCUAGUGUUUUUUCAUUUAAAGCACUACACUUAUAGAAGACCCACAGCUGGCUUCUACUUUUAUGAUACAUGAAUUUCCCAGGUAUUUCAGUGAACUAGUACAUAUGCUUUAAGGAAAAAUGCUCAAGAGUUCUUUAGUUCAUGAAUCCAAAGACAAAUCUGAUUUUCAGCGUACAAACAUUCGUUUCCCUCCAGAGUCAUUAUUUGUACCCUACUUUGUACGACGGAUGUUUUCCCUAAAAGUUAUUUGAUAAAUGGAUUUUUAUAGAUCAAAUUCCAUUUUUUAGUAGAGAAGGUUCCUAUGUGAGGGAAUCUUCUGGUGACUUCUUUUGAAAAACGAAGAAUCCUCUUGUCAAUGUCCCCUAAUGUCUCUACUUUUUUUUUUUAGUGUGAACUUCUGUAAUUGGUGUUUAUUUAAAGUAGGGCAAACCAAUAUAGGUUUCCCUAGAAUCUACUUUAUCCUUCCCUUCUUAAACUUUAUGAGAUAUUUUCAGACCAUUCGAUGCUCAUAAGAUACUUAGUUGUGUUCUAGAAACUUCACCUAGCUUGAUAUUUUGUCAGUCCCUGGGCUCAAUCUCUAUCUCCACCUUAUCAAACAAUAACAGAAUUGCUUAAUCAGUACUGAGCUCUGCAUGCAGUCUCUUGUCCAGAACAUUCUUUGCCUAAUGCUCCUUAGUGUGACUCUCUAUCUAUUCUUGGGCUUCUUUCCAUAGUUCACGAGUACCUCACUAUUCUGUGGCGUUGGAGGCAGUGACGCUUUAGGGCUGUCCUAGUCACGUGGAGUGGUAUUUCCAGUUAUUUCCAUUAUUCCCUUGUUUUUCCUGGACCUCCUCUGUUUUCCCUUUUCAGAAAUGCUCAGAGAUUGGUGGGAUUUUUCCCACCAUCUAGACCAGGGGUUGGCAAACUUUUUCUGUAAAAGGCCAGAUAGAUAGACUCUAUUUUAGGCUUUGGGGCCACAUAUGGUCUCUGCACCAUAUUCUUUUUCUUUGUUGUUAUUUCUAUCACUUUAAAAAUGUAAAUUCCAUUCUUAGCUCUUGGGCCAUACAAGCUGCAGGCUGCAUUUGGUCCACCUGUCAUAGUUUGCUGACCCCUGGCCCAGACUAUCUUCUGGGACAGGCAUUUCUGUGACUGACCCCAUGUGAUAACUAGGUUGUGUACUGGAUGAUGUGGUUCACUGCCCUCCUACCUACUGCAUUGUCAGACCAGUCUGCACAGAGUGGGCUGGAGAGGGGCCACAUAUGCCAACCACUACUCUUCGAUAGGGUGCCCUUCAUGGACUCUCUCAUUUUCUCUCUCUCUCUCUCUCUCUCUCUCUCUCAUUCUCACUCUCUCACUGACUACCUCAGUGUAGAAACCCUCAUUCUUCUAUCCAGACCUCCUGUCCUGGUUAUCCAGUGUGCCUCUGCUUCCUCGAGUUUGGGGUAAGCUGGCAGGAAAGAAUGGAUUUCUGAGUUUUCUUAUUUCUUUUGUCCCAUGAUUACUCCCCCAAACUGUGGUUGGGGACCCCUGCCCUGGGUUAUCUCACCUGCCCUGCCCCAUGCUGCCAUCACAAGUUUAGGGCUGUCUCUGGAAAGUUUGGUGGCCCAGGCAAUGAGAUUCCAGUCCAGUCUACAAUUUCCUAGGGAAAUCACCAGCUCUCUUGGUUCCAACGACUGGUUUUAAAACCCAGAAUGUCCAUGUGUCCAAUUUCUAAUGUGAUUAGGACCUGUUCUAGACUCAGCCCCAGCAAGAAAACCAAUGAGGUACAGAAGGUAUUCUGUGCCCAUGGUUCUUCCCUGCCUAAACCCCUGCCUCCUUGUCCCCCAGCCCCCAAGAUGGACCCCUUGGGAUGCUCCAUGCGGCACCAUAACAAGCAGGCAUUCAGCACACCGUGGCCUCCGGGCUUCUGAACCUCUAAAAGGAUUCCCUAAAGCUUCUUCACAUCUCUCUCCAUCUCACUCCCAUCUCUAUCUCUCAUGCUGCUUGGGGGUUUAAAGCUCAGAUUCACAUUUUCACGUUUGCUCGUGUAAACACUUGGGGAUAUGAGUGAAUGAGAAGGUAUGGGCCUGUGUGUAAGAGCAUGGUUUCUCCACUUGGACUGUGAAGGCCCUAUUCACUAACGGAUCACACACACAUCCCACCCAGUGCUCUCAUCAAUUCUCUGGUCCAGUCCAGGUCUGAUGAGCCUGGUUAGGAGAAGGGGCUAGUGGGGGCUCCUGAGGCAUUUUUCUUUUCUUGUCUUUUGAAACCUCCUUUCCACUGGCUUGUGCUGCCUUCUCCCAGGAAGCCAUUUCAAGAAACUCCUCUGUGGCAAUUCUGGACAGGCCGACAUACAGAGAGCUAUGGACUCAGUCACUCAGACACACCUCUCAGGCUGCAGUUUUUCCCAUCUAAGCAAAUUCCUUUGUAGGACCUUUAGCUUGCUUUCUGUCAUUUGAGCCCAGGGAUCUACCCACUUACUGAAAUCUAAAUUUUAAAAAGUCAGAGACAUGAGUAACUUUGAGGAUUUCCCUAUCUAAAAGCAUCCAUGAAACGGUUUCUUUCUGCCUUUUGUUUAGGAUUUCCGGACUUAGGAAGGGAACAAGACUUGUGCCUUGGACUCUAAGGCAGCAAAAGGACUACACUUGCCAAAGCAAAAUGAGGAUGGAAGAUUGGCUAGUCCUACUAUGCAUGGUCAGGGAAUGGACUCUUGUUCAGUUAGCACUUAUGGCUCAAUGCUUACUGAGUGCCAACAAUGCACUUAAGAAAAAUAAGAGAGGCAGGAAUUUACAGACCAGUGUCCUAAACUAGAAAGUAGAGAUAAGGCAAUUCCCCCAGUGAUAAGAAUCUGUCCCUGGAUAAAAGUUUCAAGAAACAGCAGAAACUAGAAGAGAUCAUAAUCCCAGUCUUUUAGAAUUCCAACACAAAAUGGAAGGGAGCCCUCUGUGGGGUGACAUUACAAAGAGUUUUUCUUGUCUUUCUUUUUAAAAACAGAAAACAUUCCUUACUGGCUUGCUACCAGCAAUUGAACUGUAUUCUUUAUAGAGCUAAAGCUGUUUGUGUCUUCUUAAAAUAAAAUUUUUCUGUUUCA
Molecule: messenger RNA, 12439 nt
Organism: Equus caballus (horse)
Lineage: Eukaryota; Metazoa; Chordata; Mammalia; Perissodactyla; Equidae
Source: RefSeq, a predicted model, not a curated record